Molecule: messenger RNA, 3607 nt
Organism: Xenopus laevis (African clawed frog)
Lineage: Eukaryota; Metazoa; Chordata; Amphibia; Anura; Pipidae
Gene: senp3.S
Product: SUMO specific peptidase 3 S homeolog
Exons: 11
Coding region: 164-1543 (459 amino acids)
Biological process (GO): proteolysis; protein desumoylation
Cellular component (GO): nucleolus; nucleus
Molecular function (GO): deSUMOylase activity; cysteine-type peptidase activity
Source: RefSeq, a predicted model, not a curated record
ACUCAGCCCGUUCACCCGUCAGCGCGCCGCGCGUGACGUCACCUACCCGCGACGAGCUCCCUACAGACGCUGAACAUAGAAAAGCGCGAGUCCCGGAGCCUGGGAAGGGGAUGAGAGGGCACGGGAGAGGCUACGGCUGUUAUUAUCCGGACAUAUCCCUGCGAUGAGGCACACCCCAGUCCAGCCCCAGCUGCCGCCUUUCUCCCCUCACUGUCUGACAGGAGCCCAGAAUGACAAAGCGUUUUAUAGAGGAGGGGAUGACAGUUGGGAUGAAGAGGAGGAUGAAGGUCUCGGGAGAGCAUGCACCCCCCCUCCCAGGCAUCAGCGCAGGAGUCGGAGGCAGAGAUUACGCGCCCUGCGUUCCCUAUACCUGCGCCUGUACAAGCGCUCCCCCAUGCUGCCCUUUCACUUGAAACUUUGGGGAGGCUUCGGGGGCAGAAGGAAACGAUUUUGGAGGAAAGGGCGGGAAGGUGGUGGCUGUUCCGUGGGGGCGGAGCUGGACAAAUCACAUGGCAGGGGAGCUGAAGAGGUUUCCUCAGUGACCAAUCACUUUGCAGAAGAGGAGACAGAUCCCCCCUACGGACUGCCAAAUGGAUUCUCCCCUCUACCGACCCCAUCUGACCCCAUCCUCAUCACAAACGUGUGCAGCAUCGGGAACCAGCACACUCCAACUACCAACGGGCCCCGUCCUCAGGAAGAACUAACCCCACCCCCGGAGAAGGAAGCUCCACCCACUAUCACCCUGACGCAGGAGCACGUGACCUGUGUGCAAAGUAUCCUGGACCAGUUCCUGCAGACGUACGGCAGCCUCAUACCCCUGGGGACAGAUGAGGUUUUGGAGAAGCUGGAGGACGUGUUCCAGGAGCCCUUUUCUACCCCGGCCAGGAGGACUGUGGUGCAACAUGUGAUCCAGUCAUACCAGCGGCAUCCUGGGAACGCCAUGUUACGGGGAUUCCGUGUGACCUACAAGCGCCAUGUGUUAAGUAUGGACGACCUGGGCACUCUCUAUGGCCAGAACUGGCUCAAUGACCAGGUAAUGAACAUGUAUGGAGAUUUGGUUAUGGAUGCUGUACCAGACAAGGUUCAUUUCUUCAACAGUUUCUUUUACGAUAAACUGCGAACUAAAGGCUACGAAGGGGUUAAGAGGUGGACGAAAAACGUGGAUAUCUUUAACAAACAGUUGCUCCUUAUCCCCAUACAUCUCGAGGUCCACUGGUCCCUUGUUUGUGUGGAUGUACUGAACCGGACCAUCACAUACUUUGAUUCCCAACGCACUCUCAACAGACGAUGUCCCAAGCACAUAGCCAAAUACCUCCAGGCCGAGGCAGUUAAGAAGGACCGACCGGAAUACGUCAGCGGCUGGAAAGGCUUGUUCAAGAUGAAUGUUGCGAGACAGAACAACGAUAGCGACUGCGGGGCGUUUGUAUUGCAGUACUGUAAGUUCCUUGCCCUUGGACUCCCAUUCACCUUCGGGCAGCACGACAUGCCCAAACUCCGGCGGAAGAUCUACAAGGAGCUGUGCCACUGCAAGCUGGCGGUGUGAGGCCACGCGUCUUCUAACGUGAGACAAACGUGUGCAUCCAACGUGCGCCAUUAUUGUAGGGGACCCUGCGGAGACUUUUUACUUGCGGUGGUGGCCUCUCCGGGGGCUGCGCUGAUCAUCGUCUUUGCCCCUUCCCGGUGGACCGUACUACCUGUUUACCCCAGUGGGUGCCUCGCCCACCCGUACAUUGAAGGAUUCUGUGGAUCAAUUCCAGGGGGGAGUCCCUGCUGCGCCGUUUCGCUGGUGGAUCGUCUUUCCUCGUCCUUCGUGUCCCGUGCCCUCUCCACAAUCCCCCCCCAAACACUUUAUUCUUUGCGUAACUUUUUUUUUUUUUUUACACAGUUCAUUUCUUAUUUAAAUGUUUUCUGGGACAAAUUUGUAGUUUUUUUUUUUUUUUUGUCAAAAAAUAAAAAGGAGAAAAAAAAAACAGCUGAAUAAAAAGUUGUAUAGUAAUGUGUGUGGUAUACAACUUGUAUUGUGUGUGUAUAUAUUAAAGUUGUAUUGGGAUGCGUGGUGUAAAACUUGUAUUGUGUGUGUAUAUUAAAGUUGUAUUGGGGUGUGUGUAUAAAAGUUGUAUAGUAAUGUGUGUGGUGUAAAACUUGUAUUGUGUGUAUAUAUUAAAGUUGUAUUGGGAUGCGUGGUGUAAAACUUGUAUUGUGUGUGUGUGUGUAUAAAAGUUGUAUAGUAAUGUGUGUGUGUGUGGUGUAAAACUUGUAUAUAUUAAAGUUGUAAUGGGAUGCGUGGUGUAAAACUUGUAGUGUGUGUGUGUAUAAAAGUUGUAUAGUAAUGUGUGUGUGUAUAAAAGUUGUAUAGUAAUGUGUGUGGUAUAAAACUUGUAUAGUAAUGUGUGUGGUGUAAAAGUUGUAUUGUGUGUAUAUAUUAAAGUUGUAUUGGGAUGCGUGGUGUAAAACUUGUAUUGUGUGUGUGUGUAUAUUAAAGUUGUAUUGGGGUGUGUGUAUAAAAGUUGUAUAGUAAUGUGUGUGGUGUAAAACUUGUAUUGUGUGUAUAUAUUAAAGUUGUAUUGGGAUGCGUGGUGUAAAACUUGUAUUGUGUGUGUGUGUAUAAAAGUUGAAUAGUAAUGUGUGUGUGUGGUGUAAAACUUGUAUUGUGUGUAUAUAUUAAAGUUGUAUUGGGAUGCGUGGUGUAAAACUUGUAGUGUGUGUGUGUGUAUAAAAGUUGUAUAGUAAUGUGUGUGUGUGGUGUAAAACUUGUAUUGUGUGUAUAUAUUAAAGUUGUAUUGGGAUGCGUGGUGUAAAACUUGUAGUGUGUGUGUGUGUAUAAAAGUUGUAUAGUAAUGUGUGUGGUGUAAAACUUGUAGUGUGUGUGUGUGUGUGUAUAAAAGUUGUAUAGUAAUGUGUGUGGUGUAAAACUUGUAGUGUGUGUGUGUGUGUAUAAAAGUUGUAUAGUAAUGUGUGUGGUGUAAAACUUGUAUUGUGUAUAUAUUAAAGUUGUAAUGGGAUGCGUGGUGUAAAACUUGUAGUGUGUGUGUGUAUAAAAGUUGUAUAGUAAUGUGUGUGUGUAUAAAAGUUGUAUAGUAAUGUGUGUGGUGUAAAAGUUGUAUUGUAUGUGUAUAUAUUAAAGUUGUAUUGGGAUGCGUGGUGUAAAACUUGUAGUGUGUGUGUGUGUAUAUUAAAGUUGUAUUGGGGUGUGUGUAUAAAAGUUGUAUAGUAAUGUGUGUGGUGUAAAACUUGUAUUGUGUAUAUAUUAAAGUUGUAAUGGGAUGCGUGGUGUAAAACUUGUAGUGUGUGUGUGUGUGUGUGUGUGUGUAUAAAAGUUGCAUAGUAAUGUGUGUGGUGUAAAACUUGUAUUGUGUGUGUAUAUAUAUUAAAGUUGUAAUGGGAUGCGUGGUGUAAAACUUGUAUUGUGUGUGUGUAUAAAAGUUGUAUAGUAAUGUGUGUGGUGUAAAACUUGUAGUGUGUGUGUGUGUGUGUGUGUAUAUUAAAGUUGUAUUGGGGUGUGUGUAUAAAAGUUGUAUAGUAAUGUGUGUGGUGUAAAACUUGUAUUGUGUGUGUAUAUAUUAAAGUUGUAUAUGGGGGUGUGUGAGUGAGUUUGUAUCAAAGUUGU